Pneumocystis jirovecii RU7 is the source of this 1215-nucleotide messenger RNA. RefSeq lists its product as uncharacterized. NCBI's taxonomy places the organism in Eukaryota, Fungi, Ascomycota, Pneumocystomycetes, Pneumocystales, Pneumocystaceae. The transcript has 9 exons. The record is from RefSeq and is a predicted model, not a curated record. The coding region runs from base 1 to 1215 and encodes 404 amino acids.
AUGAAAGAUUAUGAUAUUUUUGUAAUGAUUGUGCGUUGGAGAUUUACGGUUAAUUUUCAUCGGAAUUCUUUUCUUUUAUUAAACUUAAGAGAGGAGAAAAAUAUAUCAUUUAAAGAAGAGUAUAUAGUUUUUUUUUCCUCUAUGUCUUGCAUUGAUUCUUUAUUGGGGCAUCCUAGAUCAUAUUAUGAUUUAAAAAUGUUGCCGGGUUCUUCUGGUGAUAAUAUGCCUUUUAGUUCUCAGUUUGAUGAUAUUGAAAAGGCAAUAGAAAAUUUAGUUAAAUGUGGGAAACCGUUUUUUUGGAAAAGUCCUUUGUUAUCAGUAACACGUCCUUACUAUGAAUAUGAUUAUCGUUCAUAUCCUUUGCUCGGUCGGCAUUCUAAUGCUUAUGAAUCAGACCACAUGCGUUCUCGUUCUGCUAUAAGUGCUUAUUAUCCAAAUCAGUAUUAUUAUACUCAAAGGUCUAUUGGCCAUCCUGAGCAAUUUCCGUUGUCUCGUCGGAGAAAUAAGUCCAAUAGUGAAUGUAAUAUGUAUACUACUUUAGAAAAGCGAUUAGGUGCUGAUCAAUCAUCUUUUUUUCAUGAUGAAAUAAUUGAAACUUUAGUAAAAGAUAACAAUCCUAGUAUAAAUGAUGAUGAUAUGGUAUUUUCAGGUUUUUCCAUACCAUCAAAAGUUUUGUCUAGUUGUACAUAUGAUGAAUCGUGUUUAAAGAAUUGGUCAUCAUCUGCUUUAGCUUUACAACAAGGGUCGCCUUAUCAGUCUUUCGCAUGUUUUCGAGGAAGUUCUGCAAAUUUAAAUUUUGUUACUGAUAAUAAGGUUGUAAAUAAUGUUGUUAUUAGUGGUGAUGCUGCGAAUAAGCCGUCGUUCUUCUAUAGGAGAAAGUCUAAUAUUGUAGCUGAAAAUAAUGAGAAUUUAUCCUUGCUAUCAAGUAAUAGGAUGAAAAAUAUGAUAGCGCCUAUUGGUACAAAGUCUUCUAAUCUAUCAUUAUCGGUUGAUUCGUUAAAUCGUCAGAUUUUGGAUGUUACAGAUUCUGCAAAACCAUUGCAAUAUUGUUUUUCUGGUGAUAGAAAUUUAAAAAAUGAUAUAGAUAAUAAUUCUUUAAAAUAUGCUGAUUCUGGAGUUUCAAUAUCAUGGGAUAAUCGAAUAUGGGGAGAUGAUGUUAAAAAUCUUGGUAUAGCAUCUAGUAAUAAUGGACUUAGGCUAGACGUUUUGUGUUAA